Cuculus canorus (common cuckoo) is the source of this 1613-nucleotide messenger RNA. It is a transcript of the gene TBXA2R, whose product is annotated as thromboxane A2 receptor. Gene Ontology annotation, biological process: positive regulation of cytosolic calcium ion concentration; positive regulation of blood pressure; inflammatory response. The coding region runs from base 399 to 1475 and encodes 358 amino acids. The transcript is spliced from 4 exons. Lineage: Eukaryota; Metazoa; Chordata; Aves; Cuculiformes; Cuculidae. The record is from RefSeq and is a predicted model, not a curated record. Gene Ontology annotation, cellular component: plasma membrane. Gene Ontology annotation, molecular function: thromboxane A2 receptor activity.
GGUUGAACCGGGGUGAGCUAAGCUGAGCUGAGCCGAACCGAGCCGAGCCUGACUGAGCUCAGCCCAGCUGAGCUGAGCCGAACCGAGCUGUUGGGGUGCGGAAGGCAGCGAGCAAAUCCUUGUAGGAUUGCCCGUGGAGAGGGUUUUGCUGGAUCCAGUAACCCCAAACCCAGUCUAGUGGGGACGGGCACUGCGCUCAAGGUCUCUCCUCUGCAGGACCUGCCGUCCCCACACAUCCUCCUGCGGUGGCCACCUGCAAUGAGGGGAGAAGGCGCGUGAGGAGCCCCCGGCCCUUACAUGAACCCGGCAAGGCGUGAUCGGUGCUGGUGCCGGCGGGGUCACAAGCCAUGGAACUGAGCCAGGAGGGCGUCUGAAGCCACCAGAAGGAGUAGAGGGACAUGGAACCUCCCAAUGGCAGCACGGCUGACCAGUCAGACACGUGCUUUGGGGCUUUCAAUGCCAGCGAUGGACGCAGCAAUGGGCAGAACCGCAUUGCCUCGCCCUGGUUCUCCACUGCCUUUGGCCUCAUUGGCCUCUGCUCCAACCUCUUUGCCCUCUGUGUCCUGAUCACCUCCUCCCGCAAACUGUCCAGCCGGACCCGUUCCUCCUUCCUCGUCUUCCUCUGCGGGCUGGUGGUCACGGACUUCAUGGGGCUGCUGGUGACGGCCUCAGUCAUCAUCCCAUACCACUUCAUCAAGUUCGCUUGGGCCGAGGUGGACCCUGGCUGCCACCUUUGCAACUUUCUUGGGUUCUCCAUGGUCUUCUUCGGCCAGUGCCCACUGCUGCUGGGGGCCACCAUGGCUGGUGAGAGGUUCUUUGGCAUCAACCACCCGUUCUCCCGCUCCACCAGCAUCUCCAAGCGCCGUGCCUGGUCCAUCGUGGGGCUGGUGUGGGGCUUCUCCUGCGUGCUGGGGCUGCUCCCAGUGCUGGGGCUGGGGCAGUACACAUUGCAGUAUCCUGGCUCCUGGUGCUUCCUUACCCUCCUGCCUGACACCGGUGACAUUGUCUUCUGCCUGCUCUUUGCCCUGCUGGGCAUCUUCUCCGUGCUGCUCUCCUUCAUCUUCAACACAGUCAGCGUGGUAACACUCUGCCGUGUCUAUCAUGAGCGGGAGUCGGUGCAGCGACGCCGGGACAGCGAGGUGGAGAUGAUGGUGCAGCUUGUGGGCAUCAUGAUCAUUGCCACUAUCUGCUGGAUGCCCCUCCUGAUCUUCAUCGUCCAGACGGUCCUGCAGCAGCUGCAGGCCGAUGGCCAGAUCCAGAUGCUGCCCACAAAGACGCAGGAGAUGCUGCUCAUCUACAUCCGCAUGGUCACCUGGAACCAGAUCCUGGACCCCUGGGUCUACAUCCUCUUCCGCCGGGCCGUGCUGCAGCGCAUCUACCCCAGCCUGCGCCCCCGGCCCUCCAUCAUCUCCCUCUACCCUGUCCUCAACCCCUCCCUGCGCCGCAAGUUCACUGCCGACUCCGUCCUGCAGUAGUGGCCGCAGGGUCGGGCACCAGGGGUGCAGCCGCACCCCCAUCCCACCCCCCACGAUAAUUCAUUGUCCCCAUCACCCGCACCCACGGGCUCUCCCCAAACAUGAGCGGAUUGGCAGGGGCACAGAGCUGCUCCCCGU